AUGCCCUCCCCUCCAGAUCUUGAAGUUCUCGCUGGGAGCAAUAGAAGCCACACCUCUAGUGCUCCCAGCGGAGCAAGUGACGAAUCAACAUCGUGGUCAAAGGCCAUCGCAGAAGUCCCUCAAGACUCCGAAAAGCCCCUUCCAAGUCAGAUUCAGAUGGUUCCUGGUACUGCAACAUCCCCUGAUGAGACGUGUGACAUGCAAGCCGAGAUCAAACCGCUCAAACACCAGGUCCAGGACUCGAAGGAGAGAUACCAAGAAGAGCAAGAAGAAUUUGGAGACGUAUUGGAUAAUGGCCUUGAGUUCGGCGGCUGGAGAACGCGCGAAGUCGAACCACCUGAGAGCCCAUCCACUCGAAGCCAUCAGGUUUACUUCGGCGACAAGACCGAUCAAGCUAUAUCUGUGCAACUGAAACCAGUCGACACUCUCUACUAUGAGCGUGCGCGUAUGCCUCCUCGAAUCAGGCAAUAUUUUCAAGUUCCACAAUUUGAGAGCAAAUCGAUUACUCCAAUGCUGAAUCGUGUACCAUGGGCGAAGUUUCAAGGGCCUCUCGAGGUUACCAGGCAAACCAACAAAUUUGCGAUCGAUGUACUGGUAGGGGAGCCUGAAGUCAAGGUUAUACUCCCCGGGCUUCGGUAUCGCAAUAAAUUCGAAACUGCAAGACACGGGUUCGAAACUAAGGUUGAUACUUCUGAGGCUGCUGUCAAUGCUUCUUCCGCCAAAGUAUCACUUAACCUACGAAAACCCACUGGCAAACUUAUGUCUCGUGGUCAAGGACCACUGCCCGAGCGAAUACGUAUCAACUCGUCAAUAAUUCUGAGAAGUCUCAGCAAGAUCUUCCAAGAGGACGACGUCAACGAUUUUGAGCCAAUUUUGAUGAUGAGACCGUUUAGAAGUCUUGUCUGGUACAAAGACGAAAUUCGAAAGGAGAGAGAUGAACUCGAGGAGCAUUUGAUCAGGGCUCAGAAAAAGUAUGAGAAGGCUCAAGACAAGGAUAAGGCGAAAGAAUCAGCAGAUAAAGAUGGAAAUCCCACCGGAGAGGUUGUCGAUAGCAAGGUCGAACCAUUUGCUGACCAAAAGAGACAAGAGGUUAUUGACGACAAACUGGACGGAGAGGACAAAUCUCCCCAAGGGCCAAUUGAGAAUACCUUCAAUAAUAAUCCAGGGACAAAUGAGAACAUGGAAAAGGCCGAAGAGAACAAGAAUACCAAGGAUGGCUCAGCAAGAGCGAGGCGAAGCAGUCUAGACACCCAGACUUCCGAAGAUGAUCAUCUCCUAUACAAUCAAGAAGCACUAGAGCACCUCAACUGCCUCGUUGACUUCAUUGACCAUGAUCUGGAAGACAAGCUAGAUUUUCUUGCUAGCAAAGAGUGCACAAAGGUUUUCUGGAGCGACAUUUGGCACCUCAUUAAACCAGGUGACUUUGUGGUCAGCAAAGAUGAGAAGCAGGCAUAUCGCGUCAUCCAGGUGAACUAUGCUACGCACAUUAUGAAGCCACCCACGGGAAGAAGCCUCUGGAUGUCCGAGGCAAGGGCCAAGCUUGAUGAUUCGCCCAUCACGAUUCAGUGCGUUCACCUAGACUUUGAUGGAGAACACAUCGGUCCUGUUACACAGACAAUCGAGAUUCAUCGAUACGAAGGCGAAAAGAGCAUUCGCUCUCUCCCCGUCGUCCCGCUUCAAUGGGCCAGUGGCCAUAACUUAAAGGAUAUACUGAUCAAGCGGGGCUCACUAUUUAUAGAAGUAUGUGAUCCUCAACGUCGCGGUAUUCCAAUGCACUACUCAGGACUUUCUCUUGAAACACAAGAAGAAAUCGAUAGCCAAGUUGUCAUUGACUUCGAGGAAGCCUUCAACGCCAACGACUUCGGAGGCAGAACCAAGCCCUCUGGUUGGACGAUCGAAAAGCUUGUUCUCGAACGUUUUGCCUCCGAAAUCAAAGAUGACAUUCAACUGUACCUUCAGGACGUCCAAAGAAACUGGAAGCCUGAGCUCAAAGAUAUAGGUCCGGGCGGUGAUUCUGAUGCAGGUCACCAUUAUGACAGCUCAGAUAGCAUUGAAAUUGCUCGCCGUCGUCGCCGUCGCCAACAGCAAACUUGCCUUCCACAGUGUUGUUCCAAGGAGAAGGUUCACGAUGACAUUUUCGUGGAGCACAACCGGACUAGUGAAUUUGUGCACAGUCAGUUUUGGGAGACUGGUAUGAGUGAGGGUAUGCCGUCACUUACGAUUGCGGCAAGAUCUCUGAGAGAGGCAACGGAGGAUGAGGGUUACAUAACUGAUGAGGAUAGGUUGAUUAUAAGUUAUAGGGUUUUUGGAUUUAUCAUGAGGAGCAGGAAGUGGACCAAGCUCGACUUGACCUACCUCGGCCCCAUGAAGGAUCAAAACACAUUUGAUUUACUCAUCCUACCACCUGGACACAGGGCAAUGGUGGAAAGUCUGGUGACGCAGCAUUUCUUGGACAAGGCUUCCGCUUACGAUGAAACGGAUGAAGUUGAUAUUGUCCGCGGAAAAGGGAAAGGCUUGAUCUUGCUCCUGCAUGGAGCUCCUGGGGUUGGAAAGACGACUACAGCAGAGUGUGUUGCGACAUACUUCCGCAAACCUCUGUUCCAAAUCACUUGCGGAGAUCUAGGGUCUACAGCAGAUGUAGUCGAGAGCCGUUUGGAGAAGAACUUUGCUCUUGCUAGUCGAUGGGGAUGUAUUCUGCUUAUUGAUGAAGCAGAUGUAUUCCUUGAAGCUCGGCAGACAGAGAACUUUGAUCGCAACAGUCUUGUCGCAGUCUUCCUUCGGACACUCGAAUACUACACUGGCAUCCUGUUCCUAACCACCAACCGCGUAGGCACCUUUGACGAGGCCUUCACGUCGCGUAUUCACAUCAGUUUAUACUACCCCCCUCUCAGCCAAGCCUCCACCCUUGCCGUCUUUAAGGUCAAUCUCACACGCAUCCAAGCCCGCUUCGAGAAGAAGAAGGAAAGAGGAGAAGCUGAACUUGAACUCGACGAACUCUCGAUUAACGAAUUCAUCCUUGACUACUUUGCAGAGAACAAAGACGCACGCUGGAACGGUCGUCAGAUCCGCAAUGCCUGUCAGACGGCUCUUGCCCUAGCUGAGUUUGAGGGCCAGAAGCUAGCCAACCCAGAUGCCAGCGACGGCCGGAACGUUAUGGAAAUAGCGGCAAUGUCAAGGAAGAAGAUCAAGGUCAAGUUGACAAAGAAGCACUUCAAAGAUGUGGCAAACGCAUAUCUGGCGUUUAUGAAGUACCUUCGAGAGGUACAUGGGUUCAGUGCCGCACAACAAGCGAAGAACUUCCGCCUUAGGCAUGAUCGAUGGGGCCUUGGCGAGUCUGCAAGCCUCCUAGCAUCAAGGCAGAGGGCGUAUGCGGCAGACGGUAGGCCAAACUAUGGGCAGCGAUACGGUCCGAGGCCAAGCGGAAGACAUGAGCAGCAGAUGAGAGAACAAAGGUAUCGACAUGAGCAGUACAUGGAUGAUGAAGACAUUAUGUUUGAAUACGGAUAUGCCGAUGGCUAUCACGGGCACGAAGACGAUCAAGGGCUUAUGCAGGACGAUGACGAUGGUAGGGACUUUGAGAACGGACCCUCGUUUGAUGAGGAUGACGAUUAUGGCGAGGUCCAUGAAGGCCGUCCUGCCGCGCGAGGCAAGCAACCAGCGCAGAACUAUGACCAAGAGUUUGGGGAUCACAAGUACUACCCCGACGACCAGCAGGAAAUAUCCAAGUAUCGACGACGUCCGUCUCAACCAGGGCGACAUACGGCCCGUGGUGGAAAUCGGGGAAGAGGCUCCGGCCGCGGUCAACAAGCGUCGACAAAGGGUGACCACAUCCCCAAGAGGAGAGCGAUGCCAGGGGCAUCCAGAAAGACACUUCCUGACGAGGCUGAUUAA
Messenger RNA from Fusarium fujikuroi IMI 58289, 3891 nucleotides. Its product is annotated as related to TOB3 (member of AAA-ATPase family). The transcript is spliced from 6 exons. The record is from RefSeq and is a predicted model, not a curated record. NCBI's taxonomy places the organism in Eukaryota, Fungi, Ascomycota, Sordariomycetes, Hypocreales, Nectriaceae. Bases 1 to 3891 code for a protein of 1296 amino acids. Gene Ontology annotation, molecular function: ATP binding; ATP hydrolysis activity.